AUGAAUAGAGGUGUUUUAAUUGGUUCUCAAAAAUCUGACGAUUGGCUAUUUCGAAAAAUAACUCCUCUUAUUGAAUUGAUUAAUCUAUGGAAUCUAUAGAAUAAAUAGAUAUCUAAUAAAGGAUUAUAAUCAUUUUUAUUAUAGGAAUCAGAUUCUCAAGGCUUGUUAGAUGAAUUAAAAUAGUAAAUGAUUAAGUUAAUUUAGGAUAUUAUAAUAAAAGCUUAAAAAUCCAUAUAAAAUAAUUUUCGAUUCAUUGUUGAAAUGGAAAAUUCUCAAAUACUAUGUCAUGCAGACAUUAACCGAAUUAUUAACGAUUAGCAUUUUGGAAAUUCUUAAUAAAUCUACCCUUUCAAUAAUUAAUUUUAAAAAUGAUUCUAAUUCUCUUUAAUUAGUUGUGUGCUGGAUAUUGUUUUUGGUUUCAUUUUAAAUAUUAAAGUAUCAAUAUUAAUUAAUAAGGACCUAUUCGAAAUCGAAACUUGAUUAAGAUGCAAAUAUAUUAAAUAUGAGAAUCAAAACUAUUAUCGAAUAUUUAAUCUAUGACAAAUCUCUCAAAGUUAAAUGCUUAACUAAAACAGAAGGUGAUUCUCAUACUGCAAAUAUUUAUGUAUUAAAUUGAAAUUAAUUCUUUAGACAUUAUUAACUGCUGACGUUGAGUAGAUAUUAAAAUUAAUUUCAGUAAUCUAAGAUAUUUGGUAAUCUUUACUAAUUUUAAGUGGAUGCUUAUUUUUAUUAUAUUCUGCUGAACCAGAAGCUGGUACGGUAGUUGUUAUUGCAAUGAUUAGCUAUUAAGUAAUAAACUUUAUCUUAACCUUUAUAAUGGCAAAAGCGGAAGCACAGCAUUUAAUAUAUAAGGACAAAAGAGUUGGUUUAUAAUCUGAUUUGAUAGAAGGAAUGAAACAGAUAAAAUUCUUAUCUUGGGAAGGAAUAUUUUACAAGAAAAUAAUGUAAAUUAGAAAAUGUGAAUUUAAGAUGUUAAUUAUAUAUAAAGCUUUAGAUGGUUUUGGUGCUGUGUUUUGGAAUAAUAUAAGCUACAUUCUCUUAUGCAUUUUUGUAAUAUAUUCAGUGAAUAUAGGUAAAGAUUUAAAGGAGCUGAAUAUCUUCUCAUUGAUAGCUAUAUUUAAUACUAUGAUAUUUCCUCUCUGUGUUCUCCCUUGGAGUUUAAGCAUAGGAUAUACUUCAUUAAUAUCAUUCAAUAGAUUUUCGAAAUUUUUAAGUUAAGAUGAAAUUAAUUCUGAAGACAGAAUUCAACCUGAAUCAGUUGAAAGCCAGUAUGCUAUUACAAUCAAUAAUUCCAAUUACGUUUGGCCUAAUGCAGAAUAAGUAUCGGAUGAUGUGAAAUAAAAUUAAUUAUAAGAUGAAGAAUUAGUAGUUGCUAAUCAAAACCGUAAGAUGUUUGAAAUAAAAAUAACUAAUCUAAAAUUUGAAAAGAACACUUUGAAUUGUAUUAUAGGAAAAAUAGGUUCAGGAAAAAGUGCAUUCUUUUAAGCAAUUUUAAAUGAGUUAUAAGUUUCAAACUUAUUCAAAGAUAUCUCAGAUACACAGUAAAAUUUGAACUUGAGUUUUGAUUUACUAGUGAAUGAACCUGUUAAGUAUAUUGAAAUGACAGGUAGAAUUGGAUAUUGUUCAUAAGUACCUUGGAUCUAAAAUUUAUCAAUUAAAGAUAAUAUCCUAUUUGGUGAACCCUUUAACUAAGAAUUGUAUGAUAAUGUUAUAGAUCUUUGCUAACUACAUUAAGAUCUAAGUACUUUUGAAAAUCAAGAUUUACAUUUGAUUGGUCCUGAUGGAAAGAACAUAAGUGGAGGAUAGAAACAAAGAAUAGCUUUAGCCAGAGCUUUAUAUUAAUAAAGAGACAUUUAUCUAUUUGAUGACAUAUUUUCAUCUCUUGAUCACAAUAUUGCAGAUUUAAUAUUUUAAAACGUUAUUGUAGAUUAUCUAAUAAAUAAUGGAAAGACAGUAUUUCUUAUUUCUUCAAAUUACAAUUAUAUUAAGAUUGCCAAAUAACAAAUAAAAACAAAAGUUGUUCUUGUUGAAAAUGGAGAAAUUACUUAGGAUUAAGAAUUAAUUAACUAGUAUUUAUAAAAUAAAUCAUUAUAAGAAACUCCCUCAUAUUUUGAAAAAGAAUUAGAUUUAGUAUUAAAUAAACAAAAUAAUACAUUAAAUUUACUUAAGGAAGAUCAAAACGAAGAGGUUUUUAUUGAUGAUAGCAAUGAAGAUACAAGAUAAAUAGGAAGUAUUAAUUGGUAAAUCUGGAAAACAUAUUUUAACAGCAUGAACUUCCCAUUAUUUCUUCUAUUAUUUUUUGUUAAUUUUUAUAUGUAAGGAUCAAUGUCAUUCAUUGAUUUUUGGCUAAAAUCUGAAGCACAAUAAGAAGAUAAAUGGUUACAUUAAUUAACAAUAUAUUUUGACAAUUCCUUUGCUAAAACUCUAUUCUAUUUAACAACCAUAGCUGUUUUAAUUACAGCGAUUAGAUAAACUUUAGAAGUUAUUUGUGCAUUAUUAGCUUCUUGGUCUAUUUUUAAAAAGUAAAUUUGAUAUUAUAAAAUUAGACUUAAUACUGUUUUAAUGUGUACAGUGAUGAAAUUUUAUGAUAGAACAAAUGCCGGCUAAAUUAUAAAUAGGAUUUAAGAUGAUACUUAUGUUGUUGACAUUGAUAUUAGUUCUGGAGUUCACUGUUUUCUUGAAAAUCUCAGUAGAAUAACAGGUUUAUCGAUUGGAUUAUUGAUUUUGGAACCAAGAUAUUUCUUAAUGCUUGUUAUUUUCUUGCUUGCAUUUUAUCGCAUCAAGAAAGCCUGUCUUAUAUCAAAUAGAGAAAUCAAAAGAUUGUUGUCUGCAAAUUAAAGUAGAUUAUUGUAAAUUGUUAAUGAAACAUUGGCUGGAGUCAAAAUAAUUAGAGCAUUUUAGAAAGAGAAAUAUUUCAAAUAAAUCUUUGAAAGUUCAUUUUCAAAUUUAAUGUUAAGUAACUAAUGUGGAGAACGUAUAAAAUUAUGGUUUUAAGUCAGAUUAAAUUUAUUGAACAACUUUAUUGUUAUGUGUACUUCCUUUAUGGUAAUCUGUUCAUUAGUAUUCGAAUGGUCAGAAGAUUUUGGUAUACAAGCUCUAGCUAUUACAUAUUCUAUGGUUGUAUUAGAUAGUUUUUAUGAUUGUUUUAUUUAAUAUUCAAGAGUAGAAACAGGCAUGAUUUCUGUAGAAAGAAUUUAAGAAUAUUUAAAUAACGAGACUGAAGAAAUCAACUAAGAGAAAUUUAUGGAAUAAGAAUAAUAAACAACUCUUUUAAGUGGAAAUAAAAAUGCCAUAGAAUUUAAAAAUGUAGACUUUUCUUAUGAUAAUAAUCGCUUAGCUCUAACAAACUUUUCUUUAACCAUUUUUAAAGGAUAGAAAAUUGCUAUAAUUGGAAGAACUGGAUCAGGUAAGACAUCCAUUCUAAAUGUGCUUCAAGGAUUGUAUCCCUUCUAUUCAGGAGAUCUUUAUAUUAAUGGAAUUAACGUAUAAUUAAAUAAUAUUAUUAGGUGAAUUAAUAAUCUUUAAAAUAAUGGAGAAGUCAAAUGUCUAUUAUUCCCUAAUUUGGAUUUCUAUUUAGUGCUAGUGUAAAAGAAAAUUUAGAUCCUGAGGGAAGGUAUACAGAUUAACAGAUUGAAAAAUUCAUCUAAAAUACCUAAUUUUAUAAACAAAGAAAUUCUAACAUUAACAGUCUUAUGUAUUUGGAUUACAAAUUUGACAUUUCUUAAAAUGGAGCUAAUUUAUCUUGUGGGGAAAAGUAAGUUCUUAAUUUUUUGAGAAUAGUCUUAUAAAAUAAAGAUAUUAUUUGUCUAGAUGAAGCAACAUCUAACAUGGAUCCAUACACAAAUCAAGUAAGAUUAAAUAAUAUAUUAAGUUAUUAAACGAAAGUUUGAUUGAAUUUUCAAAAAGUAAGACUUUACUUGUUAUAACUCACAGACUAGAAAAUAUACAAUAAUAUGACUAAAUCGUAGUAAUGGAAUAAGGAGAAAUAGUGGAAUAGGGAAGUUAUUAAGAAUUGAUGCUAUCCACAAAAGGAUACUUUCGAAAAUUGAUAAAUAACAAUACUAAAAACAGUAAACCAAACUUGAUAUGA
This is a messenger RNA of Paramecium octaurelia, 4090 nucleotides long. Lineage: Eukaryota; Ciliophora; Oligohymenophorea; Peniculida; Parameciidae. The record is from the annotation of a GenBank genome assembly.